Molecule: messenger RNA, 3174 nt
Organism: [Torrubiella] hemipterigena
Lineage: Eukaryota; Fungi; Ascomycota; Sordariomycetes; Hypocreales; Clavicipitaceae
Source: the annotation of a GenBank genome assembly
AUGACCACGGCAUCUAGUAAUGCCCCAGCGGCUGGAAGCUCGCCAUUUGGCGCGAGGUUGCUUCCCACUGUGAUUGACGAUUACGCCAAAAACGAGCCGGACCGAGUGUUUGUCCAAGUACCGAUAGGCGAUGAAGCCAAAGAUGGCUGGAGACCAUUUACAUUCAAAGAAUACGCAGAUUCUAUUAACCACAUGUCCCACUGGCUGGUCGAGAAACUCGGCACCCCGCUUCCAGGCUCGUUCCCAACCAUAGCGUACAUUGGACCAAACGAUGUGCGAUAUCUGGUUCUCGCGAUUGCUGCUAUUAAAACGGGCUUCAAGGUACUCCUCCCAUCACCUAGAAACUCGGUCGAAGCACAAGUAUCACUAUCCAAAAAUACCGACUGCCAGUGUCUGCUGCAUGCAGAAGAAUCCAAGCCAUUUGUUACGGAAUGGCUCGCAGCAUAUCCUAUGCGGACGUUGAUAAUCGAACCUCUUAACGAGAUAUAUGCCAGCAAAGAUGAGGAUCCUUUUCCAUACAACAAGUCUUACGAUGAAGCCAAGAGUGAUCUAUUUGCAGUCUUGCACACGAGUGGUUCUACUGGCAUACCGAAACCCAUUGUUUGGAACAACGAAUUCAUGGCCCUGUCUGAUCGGUAUCAGACUAUGCCAACUUGGGAAGGACAUACGUUUUUCAUAGAGAGAGUGAGACAACUGAGCAAGACGAUGCUGAUGCCAAUGCCCUUGUUUCAUGCUACUGGUCUAAUAUUUUCUAUUGCUAUUGCUGUCCUCUGGGGCCAUCCCAUGGCGCUCAACCUGGGUACCAAACCAGUCACCGCCGAUAAUGUGGUCGAGAUCUUCAAGUAUUGUCCUGCCGAUGGCGCUGGGCUUCCGCCUUCUGUUGUUGCAGAAAUGAGUGAAACCGAGGAAGGCCUGGCAACACUGAAGAAGCUCUCGUUUAUAUUUUGGGGCGGUGGUAGCAUUCCUAAAGCCGCUGGUGACAAACUUGCUGCUGAAGGCGUCGUCUUUGUCAACGGUAUCGGCUCUACGGAAUACGGCAUCUACCCUCUUUACUGGCAGGAGGACACCACGAAUUGGGAAUAUUUCAUCUUCAACAACGAGCAGUUUGGCUGUGAAUACCGCCAUCUGGAUGACGAUCUCUAUGAGCAAGUCAUGGUCCGAGACGAGAAGAAACGUGAUUGGCAAGGCGUCUUCAUCACAUUUCCCGACGCCAAAGAAUUUAGAGCUGGUGAUAUGUACUCGCCGCAUCCUACCCUUCCAAACCACUGGCGCCACCGCGGCCGCUCCGACGACGUCAUAGUUUUCUCCAACGGCGAGAAGCUGAAUCCAGUUACCAUUGAGAAGACGGUUGGCUUGCAUCCAAAACUACGAUCUGCUUUGGUCGUUGGCGCCGGCAAAUUCCAAGCCGCCAUGUUCCUUGAUCCCGUUGAGCGUCCAGACACAGAAGAGAAGAAGAAGGAGUUGAUCGAUAGCGUUUGGCCAUUGGUUAAGAAGGUAAACGCCGGGACUGUCAAACAUGGACGCAUUGCAAAGCAUCUUAUUACUCUAUCAGACGAAACCAAACCCUUUACGUACUCUGGCAAAGGCGAACUACAGAAGGGCUCUGUGUUGAAGAGAUAUGGUGCCGAGAUUGACGCAAUCUACGAGAAGACAGGAGCAGAAGACACCGCAGUAAUCGAGACAGCAUCUGAGGAGAGCUUGAUGGCAUCCAUACGCUCCGUCUUUGAAGACAAUCUGGGUGUAACGAGUCUGGACGAAACAGCAGACUUUACUGCUGCUGGUAUUGACUCUUUGCAGAUUAUUACCGGCGCAAGAAUUGUCUCGAACGGUUUAGAGGCAGCUGGUAUCUCUAAGGAUUUGGCAGAAGUGUCCCCGAGAACGAUUUACCAGAAAUCGACCCUUCAGAAGCUAUCCAAGUACAUUUUUAGAUGCAUCCGUGAUGGAAGAGAGGCUGCAGAUGCCGCCGCACUUGACAACUCGGAUACUUUGAGAGCUCUCUUGGAGAAGUACACGCAAGACUUCCCUAAUCCAAGCAGCACACAAAUUGAUGCCAACACAACCGGCCAGGUUGUCCUGCUUACCGGCUCCACUGGUAGUCUUGGCUCUUACCUCCUACAAUAUCUCGAGCAAUCUUCAUCUGUCUCCAAGAUUAUCUGUCUAAACCGUUCUACCGACGGAGGCAAGAGCCGACAGCCAGAUGUGAGCGCCAUGCGCGGUCUGGCCACGACUUACCCCAAAACUGAGUUUAUCCAGGCCGAUCUUGCCGAAGAGUUCUUUGGUAUUGGUGAGCAGAAAUAUACUGAGCUUCUCAAGACAGCUGACCGCUUCAUCCACAACGCCUGGCCUGUCAACUUCAACAUGGCAGUGGAGUCAUUCGAGCCAGUGAUCAAGGGUGUACGCAGUCUGGCCGACUUUGCCAUAAAAGCAGACAAGAAAGUAUCUAUCGUAUUCCUUUCUUCCAUCGGCACUGUCGACGCUUGGCCAAACGCUGAGCCCAUCCCUGAGAAGCAACUUCUUGACUUCCGCUACGCCUCGCUCGGGUAUGGUCAAUCCAAGCUUCUCGGCUCUUUAAUCCUGGACAAGGCAGCAGAAACCUCUGGAAUCCGAGCUGCCAAUAUCCGUGUUGGCCAAAUUGCUGGUCCUAGUGGCGAAAAGGGUCAGUGGAACAAGCAAGAAUGGCUCCCAUCCAUCAUUGCCUCGUCUGUCAAGAUUGGCAAACUGCCUCAACAAAUAGGUGGUCUGAACGCAGUUGACUGGAUGCCCAUUGAAGACGUUGCCAAUGCCGUGAUUGACAUUACUGGCUGUGCAUCAACCGCAUCGUCAGGCGCCAACGAGGCACACGUUGGCUAUUUCAACCUGACCAAUCCCAACGUUACACAGUGGCAGGAACUCACGGCCGGAAUCAAAGUCUUUUACGAGAAGCAAGAAAAGCCUCUUCAGCUCGUCAGCAUGCAUGACUGGGUUGUGGCCGUUGAAGCGGCGGGCGAGGACUCCAACCCGGCAUUUAAGCUGCUGGAUACAUACAAGGCCCUGUUGCCAAAGCCGGAGGAUACAGAGUCUAAGCAUCCAGGAUACUCGACCCAGAUAUCACAGGCAGUUAGUCAAACAGUCCGCGAAAUGGGCGUUGUUACCCAGAAGCUGCUUAUCCACUGGUGCGAGCAGUGGUCUUUCUAG